Molecule: messenger RNA, 1468 nt
Organism: Spinacia oleracea (spinach)
Lineage: Eukaryota; Viridiplantae; Streptophyta; Magnoliopsida; Caryophyllales; Amaranthaceae
Product: transcription factor IIIA-like
Exons: 6
Coding region: 96-1211 (371 amino acids)
Biological process (GO): regulation of transcription by RNA polymerase II
Cellular component (GO): nucleus; nucleolus
Molecular function (GO): DNA-binding transcription factor activity; 5S rDNA binding
Source: RefSeq, a predicted model, not a curated record
UCGAACAUCCCCCUAACCGAAAUUCGAAACCCUAGAAACUCCGUCUUCACUAGUUCACUACUCACUAGCUAGAGGAGAGAGAGAGAGUGGCAGCCAUGGGCGAGGAGCUUGAAGAGAGAGAACGAGGUCCAAUUUUCUCGGAUAUUCGUCGUUAUUACUGCCAAUUUUGUGGUAUUUGCAGAUCCAAAAAGUCGCUCAUCAACUCUCAUAUUCUCUCUCAUCACCAGGAGGAGAUGGAGGAGAAGAGAGAAAUUGGAGGUGAGGAGGAAACCGAGGGGCAAAAGUGUAAUAACACAUGUGAAGAAUGUGGUGCUACUUUCAAAAAGCCUGCCCAUUUGAAGCAACAUAUGCUUAGCCACUCACUCGAGAGGUCCUUUGUUUGUCCAAUAAACGAUUGCAGCGCGAGUUAUAGAAGGAAAGAUCACUUAAAUCGCCACCUUCUUCAGCACAAAGGGAAGCUGUUUAAGUGCCCUAUAGAAAAUUGUAGUAGUGAGUUCUCUGUUCAGGGGAACAUUAGUCGACACUUAAAGGAAUAUCAUGGUGAUAAGCAUGAACCUGAUAGUGGAAAGGGACAAAUCAAACAUGUUUGUGAGGAAAAUGGAUGCGGGAAGGAGUUUAAGUAUGCAUCUCAGUUACGGAAGCAUGCUGAAUCCCAUGUCUUGGGGUCUUCAGAAUCAUUUUGUGCUGAUCCUAGCUGUAUGAAGCCGUUUUCAAAUGUCGAGUGCCUCAAGGCUCAUAUCAGAUCCUGUCACCAAUAUGUAAAUUGUGAGGUUUGUGGUUCCAAGCAUCUAAGGAAAAAUUACAAACGUCACCUCUUAACUCAUGGGGAGCACUUACCCACCAUACUAAAAUGCAGUUUUGAGGGUUGUGACCACUCUUUUACCACAAAAUCAAAUAUGCAGCAGCAUGUAAAGGCAGUACAUUUGCAACUUAGACCCUUCAUUUGCAGCAUUCCUGGUUGCGGUAUGAAAUUUGCUUUUAAGCAUGUGAGGGAUAACCAUGAGAAAACUGGCCGCCAUGUUCAUGUGCAUGGGGAUCUCGAGGAGUUCGAUGAGCAAUUCAGAUCGAGGCCUCGUGGUGGACGUAAAAGAAAGCUUCCAUGUGUAGAAAUGCUCAUGCGCAAAAGAAUCAGCCCGCCUAAUCAUUGUGACGGUGUUCUUGAUGAUAGCUCAGAGUUUCUUUCGUGGUUGCUUUCAGAUGAUGUGGUUUAGUUGAUUGACUCAAACAGGGAUAGAAUCAAUAUCUUUUUUCUAUACGUAGUAUGUAUAUUAAUAGAAUGUAGACUCAAGGUAACUGGAGGUAUAGAAUAUACAUUGGUAGAGUCGUAGAGAUCACGUGUGUUGUAUAUUGGAGUAGCUACUUUAGUAGGCUCAUCAAGUUUUUGACCUUUUGGUGGUUUUUUGGGGUAGCUGAAUGUUUGAUAACUCGUAUAUUUAUGUUAAUGUUGAUGCAAUCACUUAACCCAUUA